Molecule: messenger RNA, 4281 nt
Organism: Micropterus dolomieu (smallmouth bass)
Lineage: Eukaryota; Metazoa; Chordata; Actinopteri; Centrarchiformes; Centrarchidae
Gene: rcor2
Product: REST corepressor 2
Exons: 14
Coding region: 242-1870 (542 amino acids)
Biological process (GO): negative regulation of DNA-templated transcription; regulation of transcription by RNA polymerase II
Cellular component (GO): histone deacetylase complex; transcription regulator complex
Molecular function (GO): transcription corepressor activity
Source: RefSeq, a predicted model, not a curated record
CGAACGCAUCGGGGCGGAUGUCCACCUCACUUCUCCCCGGGUGUUGUCCGUCUCCCCGGCUGCUACCAUCUACCCGAGCAGUUCACUUCAUUGUACUGACGGUGCUCAUCAAUUAGGCGAGAAUUAAGCCGUUUUAGAUGCAAUAGUAGUCUUUGAGCGCUUCGAAAGGGAUUAUAAACAGCCGGAAAGAGACGCAGAUAAGUUUUGAGUGCGGGCAGGCGGAGAGGAACGAAACACAGCCAUGCCCUCCGUGAUGGAGCGCUCGGGGGCCGGGGUCCUGUCCAGGAGCAGAGCCAAGACCGUAACCAACGGCAACAGCCAGCCGCACUCUGAAGAAGAGAGCAGCGAUGAAGAGCAUGCUCAUGACAGCAUGAUCAGAGUGGGAGGAGACUACCAGGCUCAGAUCCCAGAGUUCAAACCAGACAGUCCAACCCGCUACAAUGAGAAGGACCAGAGGAGCAUGCUGGUCUGGUGUCCCAACAGUCACCUUUCUGAUGCAAUGUUGGACGAGUAUAUCCUGAUGGCGAAAGAGAAACAUGGAUACAACAUGGAGCAGGCUCUGGGCAUGUUGCUAUGGCACAAGCACGACGUGGAGCGCUCACUCGCCGACCUAGCCAACUUCACCCCGUUCCCAGACGAGUGGACAGUGGAGGAUAAAGUGCUGUUCGAGCAGGCCUUCAGCUUCCAUGGCAAGAGCUUCCACCGCAUCCAGCAGAUGCUUCCAGAUAAGCUGAUCUCCAGCCUGGUGAAGUAUUACUACAGCUGGAAGAAGACCAGGACCAGGACCUCGGUCAUGGACCGUCAGGCCAGGAGGCUGGUCAACAAAAGAGAGAAAGAUGACAGUAAUGAUGAUCUGGAGGAAGGUGACCCAGGCAGUGACAGUGACUUUGAGAUUGACACCAAGAAAGAGGCAGUGAAACAGAACCCCAACAACGCCAGCUCUGACAAGGUGACCCCCAGCCGCUCUGGGCCAGUGAAGAAGGAAAGUAUCGGGGCUCAGUACCGCCACCACCCGCUCAGAGCACGCCGCAGGCCACCCAAAGGCAUGUACCUGGAGCAGGGAGACAUCACGUCCCUGUCGGCCUCCCACGACGCCGGUGUGCUAACUGUACGACAGCUGGACACGCAGUUGGUGUCACUCAAGAGACAGGUUCAGUCUAUUAAACAGAACAACAGUAGUUUGAAACAGAGCUUAAAUGAAGGUGUUGACACUUUCAGACCUGCUGAGCCUGUCUCUAAGAUGAACUCUCGUUGGACCACAGAGGAGCAGCUCCUGGCUGUACAGGCUAUCCGUCGCUAUGGUAAAGACUUUGCAGCUAUUGCUGAGGUGAUAGGGACCAAGACACCAGCUCAGGUGAGUUCGUUCUUCGUGAGCUACCGGCGCCGCUUCAACCUGGAUGAGGUGCUGAGGGAGUGGGCGGCUGAGCAGGUGGCCACCAGCCGCGACCAGAGAGACCCCAGGAGGAGCGGUGAGGAGAUGGCAGCUGCUACAGAUGGAGCCGCCGAGGAGGAUGAGGUCAAAAUGGAGGACUCUCCUUUGGACGCCGCCGGCGGUUCUACUCCCCCCUCCUCCACUCAGCCCCCUUCCUCCCUCUCCCAGCCUCCUCCGCUGCUGCGCCCUGCACCUCCCUCUGCUCCCCCCAGCCUCCUCCGCCAGCCUCCUCCUCUGCAGACGCGCCCGCUCCAGAACCGAGCGCCCCACAACCACCCUCCACCUCCGCUCAUCCGGCCUGCAGUGACCACCUCGUCGUCCUCCUCCACCGGGAGCUCCAGCCUCAGGGCGUCUCCUCCCAGCUCCUCGUCCUCCGCCGCAGGACAGAUGCAUCCGUCGCUGGUCGGGCUGAAAGUGGAGCAGCCCAUCUCGCACUGAUACACAAACACACGCGUGCACACACACAUAAUAGGAAUAGGAACACACACACACACACACAAAUUAGCAUGCAGACCCUGUAACGCCAUCGCUCCUAGCCUUUGUUUCUGGGACCGUUACACAUCACAUGACCACGCGAUUGAGUGGAUACACUCAGGUCCCUUUGGUGACAUCACAGCUCUUAAAAUGAGGCAGGAAAUGUGUGGGUACCCCCGCAGGUCUACUUUGUUAGGCAGUGGCCUGAAGCCUCUUCACUGUAUUAAGAAACACCUACCUCCACGUCUUCUUUCAUUAGCAUCAACACACACACACUCUACAAAAAAACAGUACCUACACACCCAAAACAAAGACACUGGAUCGUCAAGCUGUUGAAGGAAGCCAUGACCAGAGAGCAAAACCCACCUGCUUGUUUCCAUGGAAACUGCUGAACAUCUGGAUUACCGCAGAGUGCGGCUGAACACACACACAUUAUAUAUACAUAUAUCUAUACUGUAGAGUCCACUGGACAGGUAUCAAGUCGUCCGAACAACAUUCAGGAAAAUCAAAUGAACAAACGAAAGAAAGCCAGAAGAAGAGUCACCCACAUCAGAGCCAAACCUGAGGUCACAUAGAUUUAGGAAAAACCUUCAGAUUGUUGGAAAUUAUGUGAAGAAAACUCGCCUUUUCCUGCUGAGCUUUGCUUUAAAACUUGAGAGGCGUGAUAAGGUACUUUUUUUGCUAAGGAAGCGGCUUUUGUAAUCAGAGCCGUGCUAUGAGUUUAUCAUUAAGGCUUUAAAUAGUUGAAGCUGUUGAAAAAAGAAGAGCGAGAGAUCCCUCCUCUUCUCUCAUAGCCAUGUAUUACUAUUAACUGGAGUGAUGUUUCCCUUCUUUGACUAGACUUUUAAAGUGAGCUCUAGGUAGGCAGUUAGUUAAUGUAAGUAGUUUAGAUAGUGCAUACUUUAUUAUGAUGAUGAUUAUUGACUGAGCACUACGGAGAAAGAGCCUUUAAAACACGUGACUGGACUUUGUCUCGCUUUUCAAGAAGCCAUUUGCCACAGCUUGUUAUUUGUUUUUUUACUGGCUCAGCGUUUAAGCCCUACUGCUUAAUGUCUUAAUGCUGAACGAAACAUUAGCCUCUGUGUAAAGUGUGCGUGUAGAGGACUGGUUUACAAAGUGAAGGGGACGACUGACCUUUCCUGACAUCUGACAGAUAACCGUACACUGAAAAAUAAAAUGCUCUGCCACUCUCUGUUCUUGCUUUAAAAGCUCAUUGUGCCACAGAAUCCCCCUGGCAUUUGACAUUGCUGGCUUGCUCCCCACACGUUAGACAUGGGAAAAGUAGUAAAACAAAAAGGUGUUAAAAGGAUAAUUUGCUUUAAUGCAGAGUAAAUUGGGUGAGAAAUAAGGAAACAAGUCUAUUUUUGUCCAAAGGGUAACAACCCCCACCCUCCACCAGAACCUCUAAAGCUCACUAAUUAGCACUUAACAUACAAAAACAUGUAAAACCCGGGUUGGUUUUUUUGCUGGAUCGUUUCUUGGACCAAAAAAAAGUCUGGCAUAAAGGUCUAACCAAAGACGUUUGUAAAAUGUCAAUUUCUCGUUUUCGCACAUGAGCUACAACUAGUGAUCUUUAGGGGUGCUGGCGGGUGGAUUUUGUUACCUUCGGACAGAGCCAGUUAGCUGCUUCCAGUCUUUAUUCUAAGCUAAGAGUGUUCUCUGUAAUCUCUAGUCUGGUUGAGGUGAUUCAGUAAAGUAUUUUGUUGGCCAGCAUGUUGGGAUAAUUACAAAAGCAAAUUCACAAGGCUGUGACAACUCUUCUAAGCCCUCUGAGUCCAGUCAAGGCAGCUUUUCUCUCUGCUAAUUCAGAGUCCUGUCCAGGCACAGGAGGAGGUGAGAGAGGUCGGAGGGCAUCUGAAAGGAUUCACUUAGCCUGUGAACUGUCAAGAAAAUGCUGCAUUGCGCUGCCUCUGAAAUGUUUAGCUUGUGUUCCAGUCUUGGGUUUGAGGUGAUAUCAAGCGACCUCAUGAACAAAUGUAGAUGACUGAAUGAUAUUUUGUUGCUGUUACUUAAUUGUGAUUUCUGUUUGAACAUCGUCUGCUCGUCCCCUGCCGAAUCCGCCUCCUCUUCAUAGUCUAGCUGCCUGUGCAUUGCUGCCUUUUUCAAGCAGGUCUGGGAUUGCUCGUCGCGUGCUAACCUUUCUUUGAACUGUGUUCAGAGGCCUUCAGUUUAGCGCAGCACUGGGCGGGAACCAAAGGGGCCCAUCACUAUGUUUGGCUUUAAAGCUGCUUGCCUUUUGACUUUGCUUGUUUUCUUACAUUUGUUCCUUCCUCCAAAAAGUGCUUGUGUGUACUGUACGUGAGAAGUUGUUUACAUUGUGGAAAACUGUGUUUGAGAAAUGUUUUUUUUUAGAAUAAAGAAAUGACCAAAUAGCA